Molecule: messenger RNA, 1068 nt
Organism: Beta vulgaris subsp. vulgaris (sugar beet)
Lineage: Eukaryota; Viridiplantae; Streptophyta; Magnoliopsida; Caryophyllales; Amaranthaceae
Product: transcription factor bHLH126
Exons: 3
Coding region: 117-938 (273 amino acids)
Biological process (GO): regulation of transcription by RNA polymerase II
Cellular component (GO): RNA polymerase II transcription regulator complex
Molecular function (GO): protein dimerization activity; DNA-binding transcription factor activity, RNA polymerase II-specific; RNA polymerase II transcription regulatory region sequence-specific DNA binding
Source: RefSeq, a predicted model, not a curated record
AUCUUAUUAAUUUUUAUAAUGCUAUAGAUAAUAUUUUUUAGUUCUCACUUUACUUCUCCUACUGUACAUAUUAAAGAGAUGAAGUAGAGAGAAGAACGAAAGAAACAACUCAUACAAUGAUGAACAAUCUUUCCCCUCCAAUAUUUGAUCCUUUCUGCUCACAAAAUGAUGAAUUAUUCUAUAACAUCCCCGAUUUUGUACCUGCAACUCAAAUAUUAGCAGAUCAAGGUGAUCAAAUAAUCCCUACACAAGAACAACAACAAAAUGAUGAGUUUAUCAAUCAAUUUCCCACUUUUAUUGAAGAUCCUUCUUUGGAAACCAAUAAUAAUCAUAUUGUCCAACUUAAAAAACGAUCAUUAUCGUCAACUUUAAGGGCAACUAUUGAUUAUGAUCAUAAAAAUGUUGAUAUAAUUCCUAAUGAUAAGAAGAAAAAGCAGAAGAUUAUACAUAGAGAAGUGGAGAGACAAAGAAGACUUGAGAUGUCUUCCCUUCAUAUUUCUCUAAGAUCUCUUCUUCCUCUCGAAUAUAUUAAGGGGAAGCCAUCGAUUUCUGCACAUCUGGAAGAGGCAGUAAAGUACAUAAAGCAGAUGCAACAAAAAAUCAAAGGAUUAAAUGACCAAAGAGAUGGCCUAAGGAAAGAAGUGUCCAAUAUUGAGAAGCAUGCGCAUGAUCAUAAUAAUGUGAUUAUAAAUGUUUUCAAAGAAAGUUUAGAAGUGAUUGUGAGCACUAAAUGUGAGGAUGUUGAAGGUGAUGAAGGGUUGCCUCUUUCAAAGGUGCUUCAAUGUUUAAUCCAAGAAGGUCUAGAUGUGGUCAGCGCCAUUUCUAAGAAAGUCAACACCAAUUAUGUUCACUGCAUUCAUGCUCAGGUCAUAGAUGAGGGGAACAUUGCUAUUGACGUAACGAAUCUGAAGAAAAAAAUAGCUGAUAUCCAGAUAUAAAGUUCUAUUUAUAUGCACAACUUUAAAAUCUCUAACUACUAAAAUUUAAAUGCAUGAUUUGUUUUAUUUUUUAUAUUUUAAAUUCUUUGAAGUUUUCAAGAUUUAUGAAAUUUGAGAGAAGUGUGUGGUA